Messenger RNA from Salvelinus namaycush (lake trout), 1989 nucleotides. RefSeq names its product zinc finger protein 804A-like. The coding region runs from base 1 to 1989 and encodes 662 amino acids. The record is from RefSeq and is a predicted model, not a curated record. Gene Ontology annotation, cellular component: nucleus. Lineage: Eukaryota; Metazoa; Chordata; Actinopteri; Salmoniformes; Salmonidae. The transcript has 5 exons.
AUGGCUUGUUACUACAUUGUCAUCAGCUCCACACACCUCAGCAAUGGACACUUCAGGAACAUCAAGGGAGUUUUCCGGGGUCCCCUCAAUAAGAAUGGCAGCAAGAACUUGGAUUACUCACAGAAGGAGAGGACUAUGGCCGAGGCACUUGAGGACCUGAAGGCUCAUUUCUACUGUGAGCUGUGUGACAAGCAGUACUACAAGCAUCAGGAGUUUGACAACCACAUCAACUCUUACGACCAUGCUCACAAACAGAGACUGAAAGAGCUGAAGCAGCGGGAGUUUGCCCGGAACGUGUCCUCCAAAUCCAAGAAGGAUGGCAGAAAGCAAGAGAGAGCACUACGACGUUUACAUGAGCUGGCCGAACAGCGGCGGGAGGUCCAAAGCGCACCUGGUAGUGGACCCAUGUUCCGAUCUACCACUGUGGCCGUGGAGGGAGGCUACAGGGGAGCCGGUGGUGACAGAGCCAGCAGCCGGGCACAGAACAGCACCCAGGAACACACAAUGUGCCCAAAAAUCACCCUAGACACACUUACAGAUAACCCCAGCACCAUUCAGGCCCAGCAAACUCCCAGCAGUGUGGCCGGAAAGUGUGGCCAAAAAAUAUCUUUCUCCUUCCCUAAAAAGGCCUCUGUGAAGCUGGAGUCUUCGGCGGCGGUGUUCUGCCAGGCUGGGGAGGACGGGUCAAGCAGGCAUGCAUGUAGACAGAGACUCAGUGUGCAGCUCAACUCCCCACGGCCUCCCGCUGGCCUCAACUCCCCCAGCCCCCCUGCCAGCGAGAAGGCUCUGCAUAACAAGGGGAAGAUUCACAUUGCAGGCUCACAGGGUCAGGGGUUAACCAAUGCACCAUCGGGGUCAGACAGCUCGAUGCCCCCGGCUGAUUUGUGCGCUAUCCUCGUUUACUCUGAGGAUGUGGCUUUUCCCUGCACAGUCCAAUCCUCCAUGUUUCUCUCCCAUUCAAACACAUUAGAUGACUGUGAACUGGACAUGGUGCAGGGAAGUCUAAAAAGCAACUUGGCUGAACAAAGACAGGAAACUGAGGUGGAACAAGGACAGGGGACAGAGCCUGACAAAAUCAUGUUAGCAGAUAAUGUCUCCCAUAAGGGAGAACACCCAUUGUCGAACUGCGCUAAUCAUUCGAAUGAAGCAAUUUACACUCAACCUCAAGACGAAGACCUAAGUGUGUCAGAGGAUGAGAAAUGGACAGUUGCAAGGCCAUGUAAACCUUUCUGCUCUAUCCUCAGUAGAAAUAGGAAAACGGUGCUCCAGUGGCCCUCUGAGAUGUUGACAUUCACCAGGACAAGCCCAUCUAUUUCCUUCAGCUGCAACCCCCUUCACUUUGACUUCAGAGCCUCCACUAAAAACGCUGGCUGCAGAGUGGUGGAAAGAGAUGUCGAGAAAUCAGCUGAAUUAGCUAAGAAGUUCUGCAGCGAUGAAGCAACCCUGGAAACACGCAAUGGGAAAAUGUCAGAGACCUUUAAUGCUAGCUACACAGAAUUAGAGGAGGAAUCAUUUAACUCAAAGGACUGUUACAGGUCCACACUGGACAGACUGGAGUGGCAUUGCCUCCAACAUCUCCAAGCCCACAGGAAGGCUAUGGACUAUCAAGCGUUCCCUGACAAACUGAAACCAGUUCUAGCCAGCCCGCACAUCCCUGUGUCCUCCCCCGUAGUACUACACCCUGUACAACUCCCUCUACCCUUAUCCACCUCCAUCACCAUCCACCAGACUUUCCUGCAGCACCACACAGACUUCCUCCAGCCACAGCCCCCACUCAUGUCACCUAUCCUCCCCUUCACUCACCUGCCGCUGAGGGCAGAGGUUUGCCCACACGGUCACCCUCCCUUUAUUUACCCAGCCCCAAUUUCGGUCAUGGCACGACCGAGCCUGCACCCCAUGACUAUGUCCUUUCACACCCUGCCUCACACUAUGUUUCCUCAUAUGUUCCCACCUCACCACACUGUCAUCCCCCUACAUCCUCUGUUUUAA